Molecule: messenger RNA, 1857 nt
Organism: Phodopus roborovskii (desert hamster)
Lineage: Eukaryota; Metazoa; Chordata; Mammalia; Rodentia; Cricetidae
Gene: Znf22
Product: zinc finger protein 22
Exons: 2
Coding region: 321-1034 (237 amino acids)
Source: RefSeq, a predicted model, not a curated record
GCGCCUGGGCUGUGGGUCGGCCUGGGCGGGUGUCCGGUGGGGCAGCGCAGGGCACGGAGCCGUGCGAGCGGCCAGGGCGAGCGGCCCCGGCCUGGCGUCAGGCUCGGCGCCUCCGCUCAUCGCGGAGACAGACUCCAUUGUAGGAACUCUUAGGCUGCACCGGGCCAUUGUGAGCGACUUAAGAGGAGCCGGUGGACGCUUUGUUGCUCUCCUUAAUGCACGGCGAGGAAGCAGAAAAUUCUGAGCUGUGUUCCUCUAGGAUAUGAGAUCUUAGUUCAGAAGACAACAGAAUCUCUUGACAACACAUUUGGCUAUUCAGCAUGAAGUUAGGAAAGCCUAAAGGGGCUAUUUCUCGAAGCUCGAACCAAGGCAAAGCCUAUGAGACCAAGCGUAAGACAGCCCACCAGCGCCAGAAAUGGGGGAUGACCAUUCGAUUCGACUCGGGCUUAAGUAGGCGGAGAAGAAACGGGGAUGAGAAGCCCUACAAAUGUACUAGAUGCUCGAAGAGUUUCAGUCAGAGCUCCACCCUCUUUCAGCACAAGAAGAUCCACACAGGGAAGAAAUCCCAUAAGUGUGCCGAUUGUGGGAAAAGUUUCUUUCAGAGUUCUAACCUCAUCCAGCAUCGGCGGGUCCACACUGGGGAAAAGCCCUAUAAGUGUGAUGAGUGUGGAGAGAGGUUUAAGCAGAGCUCCAAUCUCAUCCAGCACCAGAGGAUUCACACCGGAGAGAAACCUUACCGCUGUGAUGAGUGUGGCAGGUGCUUCAGCCAGAGUUCGCACCUCAUUCAGCACCAGCGAACACACACUGGAGAGAAGCCCUACCAGUGCGAGGAAUGUGACAAAUGCUUCAGCCAGAGUUCCCAUCUGAGGCAGCACUUGAAGGUGCACAAAGAAAAGAAGCCACAUAAAAGGGGGAAAAAUGCCAGGGCCAAAACUCACCCAGUGCCCUGGAAAGCUGGUAAAGGAAGAAAGGCGGGGGCGGGGCUCCGCCAGGUGAAGGGUGCCGCUUCAGGCCGUUUUAAAAAGAAAAAGUGAGAGCCAGAGGCAAACGCUGUCUCUCUUAAGAACGAGGCUGCUUUAUAGUAGAGCAUUUAGGUACUGGAUCCUUCCCUAGCAUGGAGACUUGAGGAGUUUCAUGACAUGGGGCUGAAACUCUUGAGUCGAGCUGCCCUCGUUUCUUUAAAAUAAUAAUAACGCUUAUGUGACAUGGAGCACAAAGAGCUGAAAAACAUGUUUGGUGAGAAUUAAUGUCCCUGGCCUCAGUUGAAAUUUCUCCACUAUAGUUUGAUAAAAAGUAUCAUGUUCUCAUGAUUCACAAGUGUGCCAAUGAUUACUCUGUUUUUUAGGGAUUUCUGUAGGAAAUCAUUAAGGAAGAAGGAAUGAGUUUUCAAGUUGUGGGAUGGGCUAUAUUUUUUUUUUUUAAUGUUUUGUAGUCUAUUAACCAUUAGUAUAAGUAUUUGACAUAAAAUGCAUUCAAGUUCAUAGGUGUUUUUUUUUCUUUUUUAUCAGUGUAUGUUGUAUGAGGUAAUGAGUUUUGUUUUUUUCAGUGUGUAUGAUGUAUCUAUAUGAUGUAUCCACCCUUCCUACCCUCUCCUCCACCUCCUGGUUCUCUUCUUCCUCCCAGACAGCUCCCUUUCUGCUUAAGAUGUUUGCCCUAGACCCUGUAAAUGGGAGAAAAUGUAUUCAGUUAUUUUCUUGAGUCUGACUUACUUGGUUUAACAUAAUGAUCUCCAGAUCUUUCCAUUUUUCUCCAAACAUGAUUUUGUUGUUUGGGGACAAAUAAUAGUUUAUUGUAGCAUUCAAAGGCUUUAAUGACAACCCAUUUAUGUUUGUUUUUUUCCAUCCUACUAAGUGGGUA